Molecule: messenger RNA, 1646 nt
Organism: Sipha flava (yellow sugarcane aphid)
Lineage: Eukaryota; Metazoa; Arthropoda; Insecta; Hemiptera; Aphididae
Exons: 4
Coding region: 36-1460 (474 amino acids)
Biological process (GO): sensory perception of taste
Cellular component (GO): neuronal cell body; dendrite; axon
Source: RefSeq, a predicted model, not a curated record
ACCGGGUCGGCGGUCGCGCGUUAUGAACCGCGCCGAUGGCGGAUGCGGCGGUGGAUUCGACGACGACGGGCGCGUCGACCGCGGCCGCAGGUACCGGGGCGCUGACGUGGCCCGUCACGGCGUUCUGGAACGCGUGCGGCGUGUUCCUGGCCGACCUGUCGUACAACCGGUUCAGCCCGUGGUUCUCGGCCGUGCUGCUGGCCUCCGGCGUGCUGAACAUCGUCAUCACGCCGUGGAGCUUGUGCGCGCUGGACGGCUGGUGCGAGGACGUCAUGUCCACCACGUACCGGCAGCUGUACACCCGAUUGGUGGCGUUCACCAGUCUCAUGUCGCGCGCGUCCAUCAUGUACAAGGUGUACCGACACAUGGCCGAGUACCGGUGGCGGCAGGAGGGUUACGAGCGUAAAUGGCCACUGUCCGGCGUGUGCUGGCGCCAAAACCUCGCGUACGCAACGUUCGUCGUCACCACGUGUCUGAUGCUCAUGAUACCCAUCAACAUGCUACGGUUGUACCUGUUCUACAUGUACGAGGUGAACAAUGACAACAUGCUGCUGUUGUUCUUCUUCAACAUGUACCUGCAGAACUGGAGCAUGUGCUGCAUGGAGACACACUUUGCACUGCUGUGCUUCAGGGUGUACCUGCACUUGCGGAGCAUCAACGACGAGCUGCUGGCCGUCCGCACGGACAUCAUGGUCAGCAACAGGUAUCCGGUUGCACUCCGUUCGAUGCGGCCAUCCGCGAUGUCCCGGUGCCGGCGGUCGUGGCGUCGUCGCCGUUUCGCCGCCGACGAGGACCACUACCAUCACCGCCGCCAUCAGCACCACGACUACCAUCACCAACACCACCGGGCAGGUGGUGACGACCACUGCGAUGUUGGCGGCCGCCGUGGUGGUGAACCGGUCGCUAACAGCGUCAAACGCGGCGCGGUCGCCAACCUGUCGUUUCUGCAGGACCCUCUGGGCUGUCCGCUGGAGACCACCAUCGAGAUGCUCAGAGUUAGGCACGGACUGAUGCGCGAGUCCAUCGACUAUUUGAACAACAUAUUCGGCUGCCAGCUCACGCUGUCACUGGUCGCCCUGUGCGUGAUGAUGCUGUUCGACAUCUACAACGAAGCUUUCCACGCGGGUGGCAGUACGGGCGGCAUCGGCUCGCCGUCCAGGUUCAUAUAUUUCUGGGUGCUACAGUACAUGUUCAGGUUCUUCGUUAUCAUCAUGACCGCACAUAGCACCACCCAAGAGGGUUAUAAAAGUAAGACACUUGUGACAGAAAUAAAUAACCGGUAUCUGAACAGCAACACAAAAUAUGAGUUACAGCUGUUUUUGAAGCAAAUGAAUCAUCACUCCAUUGACAUAACUGCGUGUGACUGUUUUACAUUAAACAGUCACCUCGUAGCUUCGGCCAUCGCUGUUGGAACCACAUAUCUCUUUGUUUUAAUACAAUUUCAUGAAGAUAUCUCCUAAUCCGCAGGAAAUAAAAAGUUACCAAUAAUGUUUAAUACACAUUGUUUGUGAUAAGCUAAGCUUGUGAUAAGCUUAUUUGUAACAAACAUAAUGCAUUGAAGUCUUGGGAUAACUAUAUGGACUUUUAAUUAUCCUAUUAAUAAAGUACUUUUCAACUCUGCAUGCAUUAAAGCUUCUACUGCAUUA